AUGGGUAACUGUUGGGGCGUGUUUCGGCGGCGUCGAAUACGUCGUCAUAUUGUGCUUAUAUUAAUAGGUUUAGACAACGCGGGUAAGACGAAAACUGUGAAUAAUUUAGCUGGCGAAAAUGAAGAUAAAGUUUUACCCACAGUUGGUUUUAAGGCUGUGAAUUUAGUACAUAAAGAUACGCCUGUAACGAUAUACGAUUUGGGCGGCGGGCCGCAAUUCAGGCAAAUAUGGUCUCAAUAUUAUAGUGAAGUUCAUGGUGUUAUUUUUGUAAUAGAUUCUAGCGAUUAUUCGCGCUUGGAUGAGUGUAAAGUUGUAUUAGAAGAGGUUUUAUCGCACGAUAAAAUAUCAGGCAAGCCUGUUCUAGUGCUAGCCAACAAACAGGACAAGACUGGUGCUUUGGAUGACAUUGAUGUGGUGGAGAAACUGAAUAUUGAACCUUUAGUUAAUAAGUACAGAUGUCCAACUCUGGUGGAGUCGUACACUGCGCAAGCGACGCCGACUAAAUCGCGAAAAAUCGACCCCGGCCUCAAGAAAGGCUACCACUGGCUCCUGAACUAUAUCGUGCGCCGUUACGGUGACAUAAACCUGCGCGUACAGACAGACAUACACACGGAGUUGGAACGCAGGCGACAAAUGACCAGAUCGAACAGAGGUUCUCAGACUUUCACAGCGCUGAGCGACGAUAUAGCCACUCAAACGGGCUUUGAGAACCCCAACUUUGAGUUACCAAAGGAGAAAGACAAUGGCUUGAUUGUGGUCAAACCGAUUAAAGUGAAUAACGAUUCGACGAUUACUAUAGAGAGUAUGGAUUCGGAUAGUACGUCCGUGAAGCCCAAACUGUCUCCCCUGUUCGGGAGGAGGGAGGAGGAGGGGAGUAACUCGAGUGUGGUGAAAGUGGAGUUGGAACCUAGGAGUGAAUUUCGGAAGUUGUCGCCGAUCGUAAGGAAUAGGGGGGUGAACCAUAUAGAUUUUAAAAAUCGCCCCCAGUCCAGCCCGACGUAUAAAAAGAAUACGUUACCGCUCAGCAAGAAUUCCUCCAUAGUAGAAGUCUCGAAGCAGACAAAGGAUGUUAUUUUCACUGACGGGUCUCGAACCCUGGACUCUGGCAAGAAACAUCGAGUUUUGGUUAACGAUGUUGAACUGAUGCAGAUGCAUCGAGAGAUCGUGCUUACUGAACGAGAUCACCCAAAAGCGCUCUCCGACACGAUAUCCGCCGCCGCCCCGCCGCCGCUGAGCGCCCGCCCCGCCUCCGCCUCGCAGCUCGUCCGCCGCCAGCUCGAGAUCUGCUCGCAGCAACGCCGCAGACUCAGCUUGCGAUAUAUGCAACGCAACAAAACUAGCCCCGAGCGUACGUCCAUGUUGCUUUACGAGCCGACUAAGCAGAGACAAUUGGACAAGGGCGAUUUCGAACACGCCACCACCAUUAAUUGA
Messenger RNA from Zerene cesonia (dogface butterfly), 1431 nucleotides. RefSeq names its product ADP-ribosylation factor-like protein 13B. Gene Ontology annotation, cellular component: non-motile cilium; ciliary membrane. Gene Ontology annotation, molecular function: GTP binding; GTPase activity. Gene Ontology annotation, biological process: receptor localization to non-motile cilium; non-motile cilium assembly. The transcript has 6 exons. Lineage: Eukaryota; Metazoa; Arthropoda; Insecta; Lepidoptera; Pieridae. The record is from RefSeq and is a predicted model, not a curated record. Bases 1 to 1431 code for a protein of 476 amino acids.